UUCCCAUUUUCCUCCUGGACCCUGGCCUCCGCCAUGCAGCCGGCCCCAGCCGCGCCAUGCUCCUGGGCGUGCUCUUGGGCGCUUGGUCGGUGGCCGCGGGGACGCGCUGGUCCGAGUCAGAGCCACUGAGCUAUCCGCAUUACUUGGGCCGAAAGGUCUAUGUCCUCAACGGAACCUGGGAUUUUGCCUUCCUGGGCGAUGUGGUCUUAGAAGAGGUGGAAGAGAGCAAACUUGGAGAUGACCUGUGGGAAGAGGUCGCCGUGCCGGACGCCUUCGACCUCCGCCCGGACCGCAGCGACUGCACCUGCUUCGCCGACGCCGAGCGCUGCCGGCGCUGCUGCGACCGUGCACUGGGGCACCGCGGCGCGACGGAGUGCUGGGGCGACGUGCGCCGCCUAGAGCAGGUGUGGAUCUAUGAGGAGAAUCCGCAGGCGCCCUUCGAUGCCUGCUGCGGCGUGCAUCCCUUGCGGACGCAGCGCGGGGUGGCGCUGUACCGGACUGCACUGGACGCCAGGCCCCACACGGCUGGCUUGCUGCACUUUGGCGCCUGCACCCUGCGGUGCAUCGUGAAGGUCGAUGGCCAGGUGCUGGCGGAGCACGCGGGGCUGUCGCCCUUUUGGGUGGAGCUGGAGGCCUCGGAGAGGGUCCAGCGGGAGGUGCUGGUGCUGGUGGACAACCGCUUUGGAGAGACACAUCCGGUGCACCAGGCGAAGUACGACUGGUACCAAGCGGGAGGUUUGAUUCGACCAGUUCAGUUUCAUCAACUUGCCUCAGAAGAGCUCUUGUACAUCAGCUCCGUCCAUG
Molecule: messenger RNA, 804 nt
Organism: Durusdinium trenchii
Lineage: Eukaryota; Dinophyceae; Suessiales; Symbiodiniaceae
Source: the annotation of a GenBank genome assembly